Molecule: messenger RNA, 642 nt
Organism: Diospyros lotus (date-plum)
Lineage: Eukaryota; Viridiplantae; Streptophyta; Magnoliopsida; Ericales; Ebenaceae
Product: stress-response A/B barrel domain-containing protein UP3-like
Exons: 1
Coding region: 1-642 (213 amino acids)
Source: RefSeq, a predicted model, not a curated record
AUGCCGCGAAUCGCCGAACACGUGGUGCUCUCCAAAGUCCUAGACGAUGCCGACCCGAAGAUGGUGAAGGACAGCUUCGACGGCCUCAACGCCCUCAACUCGUUGGACCUGGUCCUCUACCUCACCGCCGGCGAGGUCUUCCGCGUCCAAUCGGCGCCCCGCAAGUACACCCACUUCCUCCACUCUCGCUACCGCGCCAGAGACGACCUCUCCAACUACCUCGUCCACCCCGACCACGUCGCCCUCGGCAAGCAGUACGGCGCCGCCACCAUCGAGUACGUCAUGGCCCUAGACUGGGUCGUCGACGAUUUGCCGGGUGCGGCAGCGCCGCCGCCCGGGGCCCCAGUGAGGGCCACCUUCCUGAAGCUGAAGGAGGGGCUCGGCGAGGAGGCGAAGAAGGAGGUGUUGGCGAUCAUCGGCGGGAUCGAGAAGAGCGAGCUCGGGUCGCCGGAGCAGAUCUCCUUCGGCGAGAACUUCUCGAUCCGGUGUAACGGGUUUUCGAUCGGGAUUCUGGCGGUUUACCCGGAUUUGAAGAGCUUGGAUUCGGUUGAUACGGUGAAGCUGAUUGAGGAGAAGGUAGGGGAGAAGCUGGAGCAAGUGGUUGCUUUUGAUUACAUAGCUCCAGAGCCAUACUCUGCCUGA